GUUUAAUUACGCCCUUUUUUAUCUAUAUGUUGGAAUCCCCGUUGCUGGUGGCAGCCACAGUGGGUGGCCCGUUAUCGAUAAGCUCUGCAAACCGCCUCAGGGGCGCUACAGAUCACUACUAUUACUAGAUUCCACCAGCUAUCACCAAGCUCCAUCUUGCUGGGUACACUCCCCUCGGCAGAAUCACCCAGAGAAAAAAGACUGAGGGAGGCUUGAAUUUUAGGCACAAUGGAUGCUUUUCUUACGAGGCUCACGCAGCAGGCGAUGAACUAUGCCAUUCGCUCAGGCAUAGCUAUCACUGCCAAAUAUGCCAUCAGUCAAUCGUCUCGCUUACUCAAAAACGUUGACGAUGGUGAAGAGAGGGAAGAGCUACUCACGCUUCAGCACCGACUGGAAAGCAAGAUACAGGUCAUUUCACCUGCCAUUGAUAUGAUUGAACUCAUUGCUGCAAGAGGCAAUACGUCACUAGAGUCAGCCGUGUUUCUCACAAAAUCUCUUCGCUGGGAUAUUCAAUCCCUCGGACAGCGACUAGCAAAGACUGCUGCAUCUGAAGAACUGUAUCUUAGAGGGGCAAACCCCAAAAGAGACCGUUCCCAACACAAGGCGGAGAUCAAGCUUAUCAUUAAGGAUAUUAAAAGACUUCUUGUUCGUAUUGAAGACGCAGUACCGCUGAUGAACUUGGCUAUCACGACGUCGGGUGCUAAGCUAUCAACAAACCUGCCAUCGAGUGUGUCUCCAUCCCGACUGCUGCAGGCAAGCACCUUCCUGACUGCUGGCGAUACGCAAUACUCCAUGUACCCGUCUCAAGCGGUCCAGAUCGGCCCCACAUUUACUCUGUCUAUGUACAUGCUCUUUUCCAGUCACCUUCGGCCGCACGAUGAAGAAGGUAUCCGCGAAGCAACCUGGAAGGAAGUUAUGCACAAGGCGCGUUUGAAGCUCCGCAGGGUGCCUAUGGACCUAGCUGCAAUCCCUCAGUCCGAGACACCGCAUUUCAAACUUCCUGCCGAAGCAAGGAUGGACGAAUUUGCCUACCAGGUGUUGAUUAUCGAAGAUUUGGAUGAUGGCAGAGUCCAUUCGUUUGACGAAAGCGAACCGCAACCUCACAGCUACGAAGGUGUCAGCACCGCAGGACUACGCGAAAUUCUUCCAAUCCACGAGAUUUCCAAGAUCUUCUAUGCAGACACCGGCAAGAUCUUGAACAUAAACACUGAGGGAGAGACCAACAACCCCGUUCUCCUCCUCAAAAGAGACAUCAAUGCCAUCCCACCCCGACGGAUGAUCGAACGGGACGAAAGCUUGUCCGGCCUCGCCCCCGAAGAUCCCGAGGAGGACGACGAGAAGGAGGAAAUCGACGAGAUCCAAGCGCAGCUAGACGCCCAACUCAACGAGGCAAACGCCAACCCCAGACUACCUAGUUUCCAUAAAAGCUCCAUUUCCGAGGAAUGGCGACUCCCCAAAGACCUCGACCCCGAAUGGAUUGCGUUCGAAGUCUACAAUGAAGAAGAAUCAUCAGAUACCGAAUCCGAAGCAGAAGAGGACCACACCUCACCAUCCAGAGCAGGACCCAUCGACCCGGAAAGAAUGGCGAAGCUUUCUCUCCACGACAACACAACAACGCCGUCUCACCGCAGCACCCCUUCUUCAACGCAGCGCAUAUCCACAGCCACCGUCUCAAACCCCCACUUUAACAACAUCCGCACAUCCCUAUCCCUCCUGGAGACCCUCCUCCGCCUCACCUCCCUCCAACAAUUCCAGCAGCAAUCCCACCUAUCCAUCAGCGACGAGCUCCUCAACUUCUUCCUGGAAGAAUCAUCAACCACCGGCGCCGGAGGCGACGAACAACACCGCCAACGGCUCCGCGCUGACGCAAGACGCAGAGUCGGCUGGGACCCGUAUGACGAGAGCCCCGUCAAACGAAGAGGCGAGGACUAUCAAUACGCAUGGACCUCAGAGGGUACUCCGCUCAGAUUCUCGCGCGAGACAAGCGAAAUGCCCUACUCGCCUGGCGAUAGCAGAACCAGAGGAUUCCAUCUAAGGUCCCGAGAGAACACCCCCGAGACACCGCUACGGUACGGACGCUCCGCUUCCGUACAGUCAUCGGAUCUGAAGUCCCGUGGUGCUCGGCGCGGAGGUCCAUCCUCGGCUGUUCUUGCGAGUGAGAGGUCGAGGGGAGGGUCUCCUCUGUCUAGGAAGUCCACGCCGGGUCCUAUUGUGGAAGGGGUUGAUGCUGAUGCUGAUGGUCGGUCAGAAGACUAG
Aspergillus eucalypticola CBS 122712 is the source of this 2256-nucleotide messenger RNA. Its product is annotated as RanGTP-binding protein. The record is from RefSeq and is a predicted model, not a curated record. Gene Ontology annotation, cellular component: cytoplasm; nucleus. NCBI's taxonomy places the organism in Eukaryota, Fungi, Ascomycota, Eurotiomycetes, Eurotiales, Aspergillaceae. Bases 229 to 2256 code for a protein of 675 amino acids. Gene Ontology annotation, molecular function: GTPase regulator activity. The transcript is spliced from 5 exons.